AUGGCAGCCUGUGAUGUGACUGCAGGAUUCAUCUUCCUGUCACAGACUGUGGUUGGAGCUGUGGGCAAUUCCUCUCUUCUCCUCCAUUACCUGUUUCUUGACUUCACUGGAUGCAGGGCAAGACACACAGACUUGAUUCUUAAGCACUUGAUUAUGGCCAACUUGUUAACCCUCCUGUGUAAAGGAGUUCCGCAGACAGUGGAAGCUUUUGGAGUGAAAGCUUUCCUCAGUGAUAUUGGAUGCAAGCUGCUUUUCUAUCUUCACAGGGUGGGCAGGGGUGUGUCUAUUGGCAGCACCUGCUUCCUGAGUGUCUUCCAGGCCAUUAAGAUCAGCCCUGGAGACUCUAGCUGUUCAGAACUUAAAGCAAAUAUUCCCAAGUAUGUUGGUUCCUCCAUAUACCUGUGCUGGAUCCUGUACUCCCUUGUAAAUGUUAUUUUUCUAAUGUUCAUAACGGGAAAAAGGAGCAGCAAAACCAUCACAAGCCUGAAAGAUUUUGGAUACUGUUCUGCCAUUCGACAUGACAGAACCUUAAAUUCACUGCAGGCAGCAUUUCUCACAUUCCCUGAUGCCCUGUGUGUGGGGCUCAUGCUCUGGGCCAGCAGCUCCAUGGUGUGCAUCCUGCAGAGGCACAAGCAGAGAAUGCAGCACAUUCAGAAGACCAGUUCCUCAAGGUCCUCCCCUGAGUCCAGAGCCACCAAAACCGUCCUCCUCCUGGUGAGCACCUUUGUCUCUUUUUACACCCUUUCCUGCAUCUUCCAAGUUAGUUUAGCUGUUAUUUAUAAUCCUGCCUGGUUUGUGGUGAACACAGCUGCCAUAUUCACAGGGUGUUUCCCAGCCGUCAGCCCCUUUCUGCUCAUGAGCAGACGCUCAUCCAGGAUGCAUUCUGCCUGGAUGCAGAAUAGGAAGGAUGCCAAUCAUAUGAGGGAAAUAUAA
Molecule: messenger RNA, 933 nt
Organism: Sciurus carolinensis (gray squirrel)
Lineage: Eukaryota; Metazoa; Chordata; Mammalia; Rodentia; Sciuridae
Product: vomeronasal type-1 receptor 4-like
Exons: 1
Coding region: 1-933 (310 amino acids)
Biological process (GO): G protein-coupled receptor signaling pathway
Cellular component (GO): membrane
Molecular function (GO): pheromone receptor activity
Source: RefSeq, a predicted model, not a curated record